AUGCCACACCACCAGUGGCGGCCCCAUCGUCUCCCGCACCCGCCAUUUCCGCGGAUUCGAAACCGCAUAACCAACCCGACCGUCAUCAUCACCAUUGCCCUCGUUGCCGCCACCAUAGUGUACCGGGCCGCACAACGCCGCAGGCUCCCACCACUGGCCCAGCUUCUAUGGGAUGCGUCCGUCUCCGCGAUUCCAGCUCGCCUUCUCUUUGCCAUCGACCGCCUCAUUAACCUACCGGUCUUCCCGUCUCUCAUGCUCAAGACACCGUCGACAACCCAUGCCGCCAAAAGCGAGGCUCUACGGAGGACACUCGGCAUCGACGGUGGAGGUGGGAUACUUGGUUCGGUCGCUCAGGCUGGGCGCUAUGGCUUUGGCAGCCUGUCCCGCAAUGCCUCCGGGAACAGCGCCGCACGCGACAAGCCGCCCGGCCUGGGCAACUACGACAACUCCUGUUACCAGAACAGCAUCCUCCAGGGCUUGGCAUCGCUCAAGGCCUUCCCGUCAUACCUGUCGGCCAUUUCGCUCGGAAACAAGCUGUCUUCGUCUCAGACUCGCACUGUAGACACGCUCCGCAACUUGGUGGCCGAGCUCAGCAGCCUUUCGAGCAACGGCAGGACCCUCUGGACGCCAGAUGUGCUCAAGAACAUGAGCACGUGGCAGCAACAAGACGCGCAGGAGUACUACUCAAAGCUCCUGGAUCAGAUCGACGACGAAAUUGCAAAGGCUUCCCGUGUUCUCCAGGACUCACGAGGUCUCGAAUCACAAAGCACCAGUUACGACUCUUCGGCCAGCGAGCACAGCGACGAUAGUGGAUAUCACAGUUCGACUACCGUCUCAAAAUCCGGACUGGAGCUUCGCUUUGCCCGAAACCCUCUCGAAGGGUUAAUAGCACAGCGUGUGGCUUGCGUCGACUGUGGCUAUUGCGAAGGGCUGACUAUGAUUCCCUUCAAUUGCUUGACGUUGACGCUCGGCACCCUCCAGCAGCACGACCUUUACGAGCGGUUAGACCACUACACAAAGGUUGAGUCGAUCGAGGGAGUUGAGUGCCCCAAAUGCUCGCUGAUUAAGUGUCGUGAUCUCCUCAAGGCGCUCAUUGCCCGCAUGGGAGAGCUCCUGGAUCUCCAGCAGAGACUGCAGCUUCUGGAAAAAGCGUUGGAAGAAGAGACAUACGACGAAGAGACGUUGGCAAAGUGCAACAUCAAGCCCAAGGCGAGGGCGAGCUCGACCAAGACGAAGCAGGUUGCUCUCGCCAGACCUCCGCAGAGCCUAGUGUUCCAUGUGAACCGGUCGGGAUUCGACGAGAGAACGGGCUCCAUGUUUAAAAAAUCGGCCGCCGUCCGAUUUCCCAUGAUCUUGGACCUUGCGCCAUGGUGCCUGGGUAGUGCCGAGAGCCGGGCCAUCUUGGAAGAGGGCACCGUUGCCGCGCAGGACGUGGAGCAGUGGACGCUCGAUCCCCGGUCGUCCAUGGUAGCGGGGAACCGAGGGCCGUCUAGGGUAACGGGCCCGAUCUACGAGCUGCGUGCCGUGGUCACACACUAUGGACACCACGAGAAUGGUCACUACGUCUGCUACAGGAAACACCCUGUUUCACCGCCCCCAACAAAGCUUGAAGAUGAACAAGCGGAGAAAGUUUUCGAUCACGCAGGUGCUGCGGAGAAGGCCCCUGAAGAUAGCGAAUCGGUUCCCGAGACAGAACUGGCGAGCCAGACAACUGGGAUGGGUGAACCAAUCAAACCAAUGCCGGGCAAAGAAGCACAGCAGUCUCAAUGGUGGCGGCUCAGCGAUGAGGACGUGACUCUAGUGGACGAGCGGACGGUUCUCUCUCAAGGUGGUGUGUUCAUGCUAUUCUACGACUGCGUGGAUCCUACCUCGGUCCCGCUUCCCAGCGGACCGAUUCCGCCGCAAGGGACGCCGGGUCCGGAUGUGUUCCCUCCCGGAAUGGACGGGAGCACUGUCGAGCAACAAGCUUUGUCGCCGAGCUCCGACGAGCCCACCGACACAGCCAUUCCUGCCAUUUUGAGUCCCAAACCGGUUUGGCAACAGGAAACAGCGCCGUCGCAAUUGAAGUCCACCACCUCUCAGUUCCCACCACGGGUCAUCAAGGUUUAG
This is a messenger RNA of Parathielavia appendiculata, 2109 nucleotides long. RefSeq names its product cysteine proteinase. Bases 1 to 2109 code for a protein of 702 amino acids. Gene Ontology annotation, cellular component: nucleus; cytosol. The transcript is spliced from 3 exons. The record is from RefSeq and is a predicted model, not a curated record. Lineage: Eukaryota; Fungi; Ascomycota; Sordariomycetes; Sordariales; Chaetomiaceae. Gene Ontology annotation, biological process: protein deubiquitination. Gene Ontology annotation, molecular function: cysteine-type deubiquitinase activity.